Messenger RNA from Amoebophrya sp. A120, 819 nucleotides. The record is from the annotation of a GenBank genome assembly. NCBI's taxonomy places the organism in Eukaryota, Dinophyceae, Syndiniales, Amoebophryaceae.
UCGUGCGCAUGUUGGAUUCGUUUUUCUAGACUCGUACACGGCUAAGGAGCUACGGCUGAUUCGGUGCCGAGCAAAGACUGCAGCCUAAAGGCCAAAAAGUCGGAACUUACCCAUAGGAGAGAUUUCACCUGCAAAUUAACUUUCGGUUCGUCAAACGUCCGUGCCUGACGCAACACACGUACACGACAAAGAGUAACGAUACAAUCGCAAGAAAAAGGGCUGAUCUUGUUGGAUGCAAAACAGAAAAGCUGCAUUUGCUGGAAUGAAUAAUGAAAAAUACCAAAAACUUCUACAACAAGGUCCUUACCCCGAGUUGUUGCCUCUAAGGAUCUCCUUUUGUACAGUCUCGAUUUAUUGACUUUUUGUUGUACACAAAGAGCACUAAAACGAAAACCUCGCUUCAACUACAAAACUCACAUUCAAAAUGCAGCGGCUUAUUCAUAGUGAGAUUAAUAUUGUCGCUUCUAGCAGCUACUACACGACAGAAGUAGAGCAAAACACAAAAAGUUCUGGUUACAACUCCAUCUCAACUUCUAACCUGGUUAUUUCAGCUUCUAUCGAGUCUUCAGAACAAUGCAGAUCUCGAUCAAGACGCUGACGGGGCGGAAGUCGAAUUUCAACUUCGAGCCCGACAACUUCGUGAAGCACGUCAAGGAGGCGUUGCAGGAGAAGGAGGGCAUUCAGAUGGAACAGAUCCGACUCAUCUACCUGGGAAAGCAAAUGUCAGACGAGUGUCAACUCCAAGAUUACAACGUAAAACCUGGCUCGAUUAUUCACAUGGUUCUCCAGCUGCGCGGUGGUUCUUCUACUUCGUGCUGA